GAUUCUACCUGUAGGACAAUUCUGAGAGUCUGAACUGUAAAAGCUACACGUAAAGACCACAGUCAUGCCUGAAUGAGGCAUCAACAAAUAUUAUGCGGUCCAGUUCGACCAAUCACCUGUAACUCCAUUGUUGAAGCAUGGUCUACAUGGGUGGACUCUUUCCACUCAAGACCCAAGUUGUGAAGAGCUGACAACUUUAAAGAUGAUCGCACUGUGUCUGAUAUUUCCACUUCUCGUAGAGAUGGCUGGGACUGAAUCCUCAUCCAUCAGUCAGGAGAUUGGUCUCAUGUCAGCCAACGUUGGAGAUACAGUGGUUUUGGUCUGCUUCAACAAAGGCGAGGUGGGAGUAAUGUUCUCCUGGUACAAGCACACUUUUGAAAAUAUUCCUCGGCUCAUCUCGACCAUCUAUAAGUAUGACAGAAAUGCUACAUUUUACCAGGAGUUCAAGAAUAACCCUCGCUUCUCAUUGGAAGGUGGCCAAGGGAAAAAUAAUCUAAUGAUCGCAGACGUGGAACUCUCUGAUUUAGGCACAUACUACUGUGGAAGUUCUUAUGGAAACAAUUUAGAAUUUGGAAAAGGAGUCAUUCUCAUCAUAAAAGGAUCAGAUUCCAGAAAUAUGACUAUACUUCAGCAGCCUGUGUCUGAGUCACUCCAGCCAGGAGACUCUGUGACUCUGAACUGUACAAUACACACUGAGACCUGUGCAGGUGAACACAGUGUCUAUUGGUUCAGACAUGGCUCAGGAGAAUCCCAUCCAGGAAUAAUUUACACCCAUGGAGACAGGAGUGAUCAGUGUGAGAAGAGCCCUGAGGCUGGGUCUCCUACACAGAGCUGUGUCUACAACCUCCCCAAGAGGAACCUCAGCCUCUCUGAUGCUGGGACUUACUACUGCGCUGUGGCCUCAUGUGGGGAGAUACUGUUUGGGAACGGGACCAAGCUGGAUGUUGAAGAUUGUGGCGUUGAUCCACAGAUGGAAAUCCUGGUCCUUCUCUCCAUCAUAAGAUCUGGAAUUCUCCUCUGCUGUCUGAUCAUCAUAAUCAUUGUCUAUAUCACCAGGAAAUAGAUAAAGAUAAGACCAGUGUCAAUAGACUAGAGAUGGGUUUUGGAAUAAAGUUGGAGAUAUUGUAUCAUUGCUAUGCAUUGCAAAUGAUGAAUAACUGAGAUUGCUUUGUUGCUCGUAUUGCAUUUGAAAAAUAUUUGCCAGUGACUUUUAAUUAAAUUGAGCGUCAUCAACCUUGUUUAUGCUGUAUGUGUUAAUUGAUAGAAACGCUCUCCUGAAAACCAUGUAUACAGAAUAUGCCUUUUUGCAUGAAUAAAUAUAUAUUUAAACAACUGA
Oncorhynchus tshawytscha (Chinook salmon) is the source of this 1336-nucleotide messenger RNA. RefSeq lists its product as uncharacterized. The coding region runs from base 203 to 1063 and encodes 286 amino acids. The transcript is spliced from 4 exons. The record is from RefSeq and is a predicted model, not a curated record. Gene Ontology annotation, biological process: response to bacterium. Lineage: Eukaryota; Metazoa; Chordata; Actinopteri; Salmoniformes; Salmonidae.